UGAAGAGGUCUUCCACUCACUAGGGAUCACCUGGGCUCAGCUUCCUCUCUACCAUUUAGUUUUUAUCUCUCUUCUUGCAGGGAAGAAGAGAAGCACUUCUCUUUCUCUGUGCUUGUUUCUACUUUCAAACUACAAAUCUGAGCUGUUCCAUGUCUGGUCUGCAAGAAGAGAAAGAAAAGGGCAGAGGUAUCAGAGAGAUAAGAUCGUUAGAUUCUUCUACAUCCAUAAUGCAGGGUGUACACACUUCAACGGACAUGGCCUAUACUAAUCCAGUGAAGGUACUGGAGCACUGCUAUAUCUCUCCACCACCAGGAUCUCUCAGUAACAAGAACCUUCCCCUCACGUUCUUCGACCUAAUCUGGUUGCCACCCUAUCCCCUUGUGAAGGUCCUUUUCUUUUAUGAAUAUUCUUACUCUAUGCACCACUUCAAAAAUACCAUAUUUCCCGACCUUAAACACUCACUUUCCCUCACACUCCAACACUUCUAUCCACUCGCUGGGCAUCUAGUGUGGCCUCAAAAAUUAUCCGAGCCUGAGAUCUGCUAUGUUGAUGGAGAUUCGGUCUCCCUAACCUUGGCAGAAUCAGAUGGCGAUUUUCAACAUCUCUCGGGCAACCAUGAAAGAGAUGUCAAUCAUUUCCACUGUCUUGUCCCUAAGCUUACCCUGUUAUCCAUGACUGAUCCUGACUUUUCAAUUGCACUAUUGGCCUUGCAAGUAACCGUGUUUCCAAACUCUGGCAUUUGCAUCGGAUUAACUGCUAGUCAUGUAGCCCUUGACGGUAGGACCCUUGUCCACUUCAUGAAGUCAUGGGCAUCAAUAUCUAGAACAGGAGUUGCUUCUUUGUCACUAGACUCUCUGCCAUUCCAUGACAGGAAUGUAAUAAAUGGUCGGAAGGAGCUAAAGACAAUCUACUUGCAUGAAAUAAAAAAACUCAGAGAAACCAUUGAACAGAAGAGCUCUAAGGUUUCAGACAACCAUAUAGUUCAAUCUGACAUAGUUCAAGCAACAUUUGUUGUGAAUCAAAAUGAUGUCGAGAGACUGAAGCAAUGGAUCUUGGCUAUGCGAAAGAAGGAUGAGGAUCAGACUUCAAUCACCGCAUCCCAUCUAUCAACAUACACUAUAAUUUGUGCCCACACAUGGGUUUGCUCAAUUAAAUCAAGAUCAAUGGAUGUUUCAGCUGCUAAGAGUUUAGAUAUGGAAAUAUUCGUGGUUGUUAUGGACUGCCGCAUUAGAGAUCGCCUGGAUCCUCCUAUUCCAGAAACAUAUUUUGGAAAUUGCUUGACAGGUUGUGUUGCAACAGUGAAAAGGAGUGACUUAAUGGGAGAAUAUGGGAUCAGCAUAGCAGCAGAAGCAAUCACAAAGGCAAUAAAUAAGAGAUUGGAUGAUGGAGUGUUGAAAGGGGCAGAAAACUUGUUGUCUGAGAUGACUGCAACGAUAGCCAAGCAGCCUUUUGCAGUGGCAGGGUCACCUAGGUAUAGAAUAUAUGACACAGAUUUUGGGUGGGGAAGGCCAAAGAAGUAUGAAUCACUCUCAGUUGGUGGGAGAAAUAUCUCUCUUUAUGACUGCAAAAAUGGAGAAGGCAGCCUGGAAGUUGGGGUGGCUUUCCCUAAGCUCCAAAUGGACUAUUUUUCCUCUCUCUUUUACAGAUUUCGCUCUGAUGCUGGCUGAGAGAUUGUUAUGUUCUAAAUAAAGGACUACAUUCAUUUCCGAUGGGACUUCCUGAUGGCAUGUUUAGCCAAAUUAAUAAUGUUACACAUGAAAAAUAAACCUGAUUCACAGUUUGUAUCUUUAUUGCUUGCGAGCCUGAAAACAUCUUAAAAGAUUCCAACUAAAAUUUCCCA
Messenger RNA from Macadamia integrifolia, 1840 nucleotides. RefSeq names its product phenolic glucoside malonyltransferase 1-like. The record is from RefSeq and is a predicted model, not a curated record. NCBI's taxonomy places the organism in Eukaryota, Viridiplantae, Streptophyta, Magnoliopsida, Proteales, Proteaceae. Bases 150 to 1667 code for a protein of 505 amino acids. The transcript has 2 exons.